AUGCAAAAUAUUGCAAAUAAAAUUGCUAAAGAUUUUCAAGACUUUGAAAAGUUCCUAAAGUUAAAAUUUGGUAAAAAACAAAAGAUUUCGCAAUACAUCAUGUUCAAGGAUUUCUUUCGAUGUGAAAGACCAGCAAAAGUUUUGGGCUAUACAUUUUUGAAAAAUGACAUUACUCCAUCAAAUAAAUGGCUCAAGUUUAAUAGCUUUGCUUUGCAUGUUGCAAUCAUUGUCAUUUUGAUGACAGAACUAAUUUCAUUUGUUUUGUCCAUUCAGCAAAAAUCUUUUCACGUCACGAUGGAAAACGUUUUGGUUUUUGGAGGUUAUGUAAUAGCUGGAAGCAAAUUAUUUAUCAUUUUUCAUUACAAGCGUGCAAAAAUCGAUGAAGUUAUCGAAAAACUUGACAGACACUUUCCGUACUUUGGUGUUGAUUAG
Chironomus riparius is the source of this 432-nucleotide messenger RNA. NCBI's taxonomy places the organism in Eukaryota, Metazoa, Arthropoda, Insecta, Diptera, Chironomidae. The record is from the annotation of a GenBank genome assembly.